AUGCUCUUACUCAAGGUGCUUCUCUCUUCAUCAAGAUGCUUCCUCUCUUCUUCAAAAGUAUUUCCUCUCUUAACAAAGUACUUCUCUUCAUCAAGGUGCUUCUCUCUUCAUCAAGAAUGCUUCCUCUCUCAUCAAGAUGCUUCCUCUCUCAUCAUGCAUCAUCAUCAGCUUCCUCUUCUCUCAAGUACUUCCUCUCUUCAUCAAAGUACUUCCUCUCUUGCUCAAGAUGCCUUCUAUUCAACAAGGUGCUUUCCUCUCUCAUCACAGUUCACGUCUCCUCCUCUUCAUCAAAGUGCUUCUCUCUUCAUCAAGAGAUGCUUCCUCUCUUCAAAUCAAAGUGCUUCCUCUCUUCAUCAAAUGCUUAACUCUCUUCAACAAAUACUUCCUCUCUUCAUCAGAUGCUUCCUCUCUUUCAACAAAGUGCUUCCUCUCUUGAUCAAGGUGCUUCCUCUCCUUGGCAUUCAAAUGCUUCCUCUCUUCAUCAAGAGUGCUUCCUCUCUUCUUCGCAACAAGCACUUCUCUAGUCAUAAGGUGCUUCCUCUCUUGAUCUGCUCUCUUAACAAGUUCCUCUCUCUUCAAAACUGCUUCUCUCUUCUUCAUCAAAAGUGCAUUUCCUCUCUUCAUCAAGGUGCUUCCUCUCUUCAUCAAGAUGCUUCCUCACUCGCAUCAUGCAUCCAUCAUGCAGUUCCUUCUUCAUCAAGGUCUCUUCCAUCUCUUCGUCAAAGUGCUUCCUCUCUUCUUCAAAUGAGCUUCUCUCUCAUCAUUGAUCAUGCUUCUCUCUUCAACAAAGUACUUCCUCUCUCUCAUCAUCAGCUUCCUCUCUUCAACAAAGUACUUCUUUUCUCAAGAUGCUUUCCUUCUUCAACAAUACUUCCUCUCUUCAUUAAGAUCUUCCUCUCUUCAUCAAGUAUUCCUCUCUUCAUCAAGAUGUCCUCUCAUUCAACUCCUCAUGCAUCUCAUACAUGCAUGCUUCCUCUCUUCACAAAGUGCUUCCUCUUCUUCAUCAAGCGUUGCUUCCUUCUUCAUCAAGAUGCCUCACUCCAACUCUUGAUCACAGGCAGCUUACCUCUCUUCAACAAAUGUACUCUCCUCUUCAUAGUCAGGUCUUCCUCUUUCUUCGAAAAUACUCCUUCUCUCACUUCAAGACCUCUCUCUGACAUACUAUGA
Trichomonas vaginalis G3 is the source of this 1167-nucleotide messenger RNA. RefSeq names its product SLEI family protein family. The record is from RefSeq and is a predicted model, not a curated record. NCBI's taxonomy places the organism in Eukaryota, Parabasalia, Trichomonadida, Trichomonadidae. The transcript has a single exon. The coding region runs from base 1 to 1167 and encodes 388 amino acids.